Messenger RNA from Parnassius mnemosyne (clouded apollo), 618 nucleotides. The record is from the annotation of a GenBank genome assembly. NCBI's taxonomy places the organism in Eukaryota, Metazoa, Arthropoda, Insecta, Lepidoptera, Papilionidae.
AUGGCCAGGUAUUUUGAAAAUACCACAACUUUUAACUUCAGUUGGGACCAAGUUGCAUGCGGAUACUGGAAAAGAUAUCCUAAUCCACAGAGCACACAUGUGUUAUCAGAGGACACUUGGAGCAGGCAUGUGAGGGAUGGAUGUCUUUACACAAAGAGGCUCCUCACUAAAACAAAUAGAGUGCCGAAAUGGGGUGAGAGGUUCUUCAAUGCCAAAUCAGUCAAGAUAAUAGAGGAGAGUGUUGUUGAUCCCAAGGAGAAAGUUCUAGUCACAUACACCAGAAAUUUGGGAUACACAAAAGUUAUGAGUGUAGUGGAGCGAGUGGAGUACAGAUCAUUGGGGUCUGGCCAGACUAUAGCAAAGCGGUCCGCCUGGAUUGAUUCACAAGUGUUCGGCUUUUCGAGACCGAUACGCGCCUUUGGAGUUGAUAGGUUCAAGAAGAACUGCACUCAGAUGGUAAAUGGAUUUAACUACGUAUUGCACAGUAUGUUCCCACGUCAGUCGCCACAGCAUAACGUGACGCCGAUGGGCCACACUCUGAAGGAGAUGCGCGAAGCUGCGGCCGCCGCUACCGACCGCGCUAAAGCGAACGUGCUCUCUUCAGUCAACAGAACAUAA